CCGACACACCCGGUGUCGGCGCACCCCUGCACCUCCCACUCGAGCCGCCCUGCCUCCUCCCCAGGUCCCCUCACCCGCAGCCCGACCCCACCGAGCUCACGGCCCCGCGGGCGGCGCCCUCGGGAGGCCGCGUGGGGCGCAGCAGCUCCCCCAGCCGGACGCUGGAGCCGCACGCCAGAACGCGCCGUCUCGCCGCCGGAGGUGCUAAACUUCACACUCGGCGACUUCUCCGCCUGCGUCGGGAGGCCUCGGCUAGGCUGACUGUCGGGUACCGCGGACUUGAAUUCAUAAGCAAAGCUUGGCUCCUGGGCCAUUCCACCCACCUCCCCCUCGUGGAGCCCCGAUGUGCCCCUGCUCAGCUUCAAACUCUUCUCGAGCCUCCCCGCUCCCUUUCGAUGACUAUGGGGGACCCCACGUAAACCCUCGGGCCCCCAAGCGGACCCGGACAUCCCCUGCACACCCUCGCUGUACUCCCUGCUUCUCAUUCUGCUUGGUCGCGGGAUGGGGUGAAUCUGCUGGAAACUAGACCGCCCCUGCCCUGCCAGGGAGAGAGCCGAGGGUAACUUGCAGGCGGAUCAGGAUCCGGGCUGGGCCUGGACUCCGAGUCCCCUUCUGGUAAGGUUCUUGGGCGCUAGGGCCCCUGGCUGGCCGCUCCGCCAUUCCCUUGCUCGACUCUUUCCCGCGGUCUCCCUAGCGCCCCACUGCACCCAGUCCUCUCUUGUCCCUGCCCUUUCUCUCCCACUCCUCUCCCAUUUCUAAAUGCCCGAAGCCUCUCGGACGGGGCGGCGCGGCCCUCAGGGUUGGGGGCGCAACUGCCCCAGCCCCGAUCCCGCCCCCUGCCGGCAGCUCCCCAGGCAUCUGCACAUGACGCAAUUCGGUGCAACUGGAAACUGCAGUGGAUGCUUCCGUGGCCCCCAGCAGGGGAUCCCGGGCGAUGCACACUGAGAGGGAGAGGCGAGGGGGCAGACCCCGGCGCCGGGCUGCGGGCAGGGGUCGCGGCCGAGACCCUCCCGGCCCUGUCCUGCGCCCCACCUCUCUCCGCCCUCGACCGGCACACCUCUCCUCCCGGGUCCCGCUCCCUCCCUCUCCCGAGUUCGCGGCUCCCUCCUCCUGCACCGCCCCGGCACCCUCCUCCUCCCGGCCCCUCCCGCGUCCUUCCUCCUCCCUCCGCCGCCGGGCCCGGGGCCUCCGGUAGGCCGGGCUGCGCCAAUCCCGGCCGCGGCCCGCCCCCUGACGCCGAGCUGGGCCCGGCGAGGCCCCGCCCGCUGACGUCCGGAUUUGCAUGAGUUCUUGUGCAGCCGCGGCCCGGGCUCAGUUGUCUGAGCGAGCGCGAGCCGGGAGUCGGGGCGGCGCGGGCAGCGGCGGGUGGCCGGGCUGUGCUGGGCGAGCGGCGGCGGCGGCGCGGGCGGCGCGGGCGGAGGGGGCGCCUCGGCCGGGGCGGCAGCGGGACGCCGGCGGGAGCCAGCAGCGUCUGCAGCCGCGCCGGCCGCCUGCGCCCCGGCGCGCUGCGGCUCGGUCAUGGAGCUGCCAGCUGUUGGCGAGCACGUCUUCGCGGUGGAGAGCAUCGAGAAGAAGCGGAUCCGCAAGGGCAGAGUGGAGUAUCUGGUGAAAUGGAGAGGCUGGUCCCCCAAAUAUAACACGUGGGAACCCGAGGAGAACAUCCUGGAUCCCCGGCUGCUGAUCGCCUUCCAGAACAGAGAACGGCAGGAGCAGCUGAUGGGAUAUCGGAAGAGAGGGCCAAAGCCCAAACCUCUGGUGGUGCAGGUACCUACCUUCGCCCGUCGCUCCAAUGUGCUGACCGGACUGCAGGACUCCUCUGCGGACAACCGAGCCAAGCUGGAGCUGGGAGCUCAGGGGAAGGGCCAGGGGCAUCAGUACGAGCUUAACAGCAAGAAGCACCACCAGUACCAGCCACACAGCAAGGAGCGGGCAGGCAAGCCCCCACCUCCCGGCAAGAGCGGCAAAUACUACUACCAGCUGAACAGCAAGAAGCAUCACCCCUACCAGCCCGACCCCAAGAUGUACGACCUGCAGUACCAGGGAGGCCACAAGGAGGCGCCCAGCCCCACCUGCCCGGACCUGGGCGCCAAGAGCCACCCUCCCGACAAGUGGGCCCACAGCGCAGGAGCCAAGGGCUAUCUGGGAGCCGUGAAGCCACUGGCCGGUGCGGCCGGCACUCCAGGCAAGGGGUCCGAGAAGGGUCCCCCCAACGGGAUGACGCCGGCCCCCAAGGAGGCGGUGACGGGCAACGGGAUUGGGGGCAAGAUGAAGAUAGUCAAGAACAAGAACAAGAACGGCCGCAUCGUGAUCGUGAUGAGCAAAUACAUGGAGAAUGGUAUGCAGGCCGUGAAGAUCAAGUCCGGGGAGGCGGCAGAGGGCGAGGCCCGCUCCCCCAGCCACAAGAAGCGCGCCACGGAGGAGCGCCAUACCCCGGCUGACAGGACUUUCAAAAAGGCACCAGGAGCCGAGGAGAAGAAGGCAGAUGCGCCCUCCAAGAGGAGGGAGGAGGAGGCCCCCGGGGCCGGUGACCCACAGCCCCAGGACGCCAGCUCCCGCAAGCUCUCCCCGACCAAGGAGGCCUUCGGAGAGCAACCCUUGCAACUCACAACCAAGCCUGACCUGCUGGCCUGGGAGCCGGCCCGGAGCGCGCACCCGCCCUCCCACCACCACCACCACCACCACCACCAUCACCACCACCACCACGCGGUCGGCCUAAAUCUGUCCCACGCGCGCAAGCGCUGCCUCUCCGAGACCCACGGCGAGCGGGAGCCCUGCAAGAAGCGCUUGACCGCGCGGAGCAUCAGCACCCCCACCUGCCUGGGCGGUAGCCCGGCAGCCGAGCGCCCUGCAGAUGUACCCCCCACCGCCACCACCGCCCUCCCGCAGCCGGAGGUCAUCCUGCUGGACUCGGAUCUGGACGAGCCCAUAGACUUGCGCUGCGUCAAGACACGCGGCGAGGCUGGGGAGCCGCCCAGCGCCCUUCAAGUGAAGCCCGAGGCGCCUGCUGCUGCUGCUGCGGCGGCGGCGGCGGCAGCUGCGCCAGCGACAGCGGCCGAGAAGCCUCCGGCCGAGGCCCAGGACGAGCCCGAGGAGCCGCUGAGCGAGUUCAAGCCCUUCUUUGGGAAUAUAAUUAUCACCGACGUCACCGCGAACUGCCUCACCGUCACGUUCAAGGAGUACGUGAUGGUGUAGCCGGAGGCCACGGAAGGGGAAGGGCCGUCCUGCGGAGGCUUAGCACCUGGGGCCAGGGCGUGGACCUCUCUUCCUGCCGACCACGGGAGAUCCCGGCCGGCCCCCAGCCCCAGGACGCUGGAAUCGCCGAGCGCGUCCUUCCGCGUCCCGCUGUCCGGUCCUGGCUGGGGCGCCCGGCCAGCCCCUGACCCGCACGGGCCCCUUCCGCGCGGUGCCUGCGUAUCCCGCCCCCCAUCUGCCCCAUCCUCGCGUGGGACCUCCGGGACUGACAGGGCAGCCACGCGCGGCGGUCUCAGAGUUAUAGUAUUAUAUUUUACCCGUGCUAACUUGUCAAGUGCAGACUUUACUCCCGUUUGUACGUGGUGUUAUUAUUGAAAUGUAUUGUUUGAGCGCAAAAGGCCCCACCACCCUCUUCGGGCUGAUAUAUAUAUAUUUAUUUGUAGGUAUUUAUAUAUUGAAAUAUAAAAACCUAGAUUUAUGGAGUUUCCUCUAGAUCACGUUAUAUUCUAUACCAAACUAUUUUCUGUUGACCUUUCUUCCCGUUCAUUCAGUAUUUCGGUUGAUUUCAUUUCCUCCCCUUCCAGGAACUGCGAUACCGGUAACCUUGGUAUAUAUUUUUUGAUACUGUACACAUGGAUGUGUUGUUUCUAUGUGCAAAAAAAAAAAAAAAGUUUGUUAAAAGGCUAAACGAGCUCUUUAGAAACUGCUGCUACUAGAAAUGUCUAAACUAUAAGCUUCCAAUUAUUACCUGCUUGAAUGUAAAUAUUAAAUGGAGAUGUUGAAGGUGCA
Manis javanica (Malayan pangolin) is the source of this 3981-nucleotide messenger RNA. It is a transcript of the gene CBX4, whose product is annotated as chromobox 4. Gene Ontology annotation, biological process: negative regulation of transcription by RNA polymerase II; protein sumoylation. Gene Ontology annotation, cellular component: PRC1 complex. Lineage: Eukaryota; Metazoa; Chordata; Mammalia; Pholidota; Manidae. The record is from RefSeq and is a predicted model, not a curated record. Gene Ontology annotation, molecular function: SUMO ligase activity; SUMO binding.